Balaenoptera musculus (blue whale) is the source of this 5474-nucleotide messenger RNA. It is a transcript of the gene PRKAR2A, whose product is annotated as protein kinase cAMP-dependent type II regulatory subunit alpha. The record is from RefSeq and is a predicted model, not a curated record. Gene Ontology annotation, biological process: regulation of protein phosphorylation. NCBI's taxonomy places the organism in Eukaryota, Metazoa, Chordata, Mammalia, Artiodactyla, Balaenopteridae. Gene Ontology annotation, molecular function: cAMP-dependent protein kinase regulator activity. Gene Ontology annotation, cellular component: cAMP-dependent protein kinase complex. The transcript is spliced from 11 exons. The coding region runs from base 279 to 1484 and encodes 401 amino acids.
AACCCGGGCUCCCGCCCCGCCCAUCCAGCUCGCCCGCCUGUCUGUGCCGGAGGCGGCGGCGGCUGCCUAGUGACAGCGGCGGCGGCACCAGGCCAGCCGGAGCAGCGUAGGGUGGUGCGGCCCGGAAACGCACACCCGGACAAAGGGCGGCGUGGCGCGAGGAAGACCCGACCCGGGUCGCGCGUGAGGGGACCUCGCGGGCGCGGGGCGAGAGGCCGGAGUGAGGGAGCACCCAGGCGGUGGCCGCCGGCGGCCCGGUCCCGCCUGCCGCCGCCGGCAUGAGCCACAUCCAGAUCCCGCCCGGGCUCACAGAGCUGCUGCAGGGCUACACCGUGGAGGUGUUGCGGCAGCAGCCGCCCGACCUCGUCGACUUCGCGGUGAACUACUUCACCCGCCUGCGCGAGGCCCGCUCCAGAGCUUCCACCCCGCCCGCCGCCCCUCCUUCCGGCUCCCAGGGUCUAGGGCCCGGCCCUGGCCUUGUCGCCGAUGCGAUCACGGACAGCGAGUCGGAAGACGAAGAGGACUUGGACGUUCCAGUUCCUAACAGAUUUGAUCGGCGAGUAUCAGUCUGUGCUGAGACCUAUAACCCUGAUGAGGAAGAGGAGGAUACUGAUCCAAGGGUGAUUCAUCCUAAAACUGAUCAACAGAGGUGCAGACUUCAGGAAGCUUGCAAAGAUAUUCUUCUUUUCAAAAAUCUUGAUCAGGAACAGCUUUCUCAAGUCCUCGAUGCCAUGUUUGAAAGGACAGUCAAAGUUGAUGAGCAUGUCAUUGACCAAGGAGAUGAUGGGGACAACUUUUAUGUCAUUGAACGGGGAACCUAUGAUAUUUUAGUAACAAAAGAUAAUCAAACCCGCUGUGUUGGUCAGUAUGACAACCAUGGCAGUUUUGGAGAACUAGCUCUGAUGUACAACACCCCGAGAGCUGCUACCAUUGUCGCCACUUCAGAAGGCUCCCUUUGGGGACUGGACCGUGUGACGUUUAGAAGAAUCAUAGUGAAAAAUAAUGCAAAAAAGAGGAAGAUGUUUGAAUCAUUUAUUGAAUCUGUGCUGCUUCUUAAAUCACUAGAGGUGUCAGAACGAAUGAAGAUUGUGGAUGUAAUAGGAGAAAAGGUCUAUAAGGAUGGAGAGCGCAUAAUCACUCAGGGUGAAAAGGCUGAUAGCUUUUACAUCAUAGAGUCCGGCGAAGUGAGCAUCUUGAUUAAAAGCAAGACUAAAGCAAACAAGGAUGGUGGGAACCAGGAGGUCGAGAUUGCCCGCUGCCAUAAGGGGCAGUACUUUGGAGAGCUUGCACUGGUCACCAACAAACCCAGAGCUGCUUCGGCUUAUGCAGUGGGAGAUGUGAAAUGCUUAGUUAUGGAUGUACAAGCAUUUGAGAGGCUUCUGGGGCCCUGCAUGGACAUCAUGAAGAGGAACAUCUCACACUACGAGGAACAGCUGGUGAAGAUGUUCGGCUCCAGCAUGGAUCUGAUAGAUCCUGGGCAGUAGGUGUGCCACACCCCAGAGCCUUCUCAGUGUGACCCCAAAACCUUCUGGUCAGCCACAGAACACAAACAGAAAAUGUGACAGAACUGUUCCUGCUGUUGCCGCCACCACUGCCAUUGCUAUGGCUGUGGGCGUUUAGAAAACUUGGAAGUCAGCACUAAAGGAUGGGUAGAGGUUCAACCCACACCUCCACUUUGCUUCUGAAAGCCCAUUAUUAGACCACUUGUAAUGAUUACUCCAACCCAGUUUUCACAUCUUUGGUUCAAAAUGGCAUGUCUCUCCAACAAGUUAAGUGCCUGAUACAAAGUCCAAAGUGUAAACAUCUUCCUUUCCUCUCUUGCUGCUACUGUUGCUUUUGGAAGUUACCACAGGUUGGCACAAACCUGUUGUAUUACUGUAGACACCCUCCCCCAACCUUUUAUAGCCUUCCGUUUCCUCAUUUGUCCUUUGAGAAAGUCCACAACUGUAGCCUUUGGUUUUACCAUCAAAAAUGGUGGCAGAUGUGAUGGAGGUCUGUGGUCCUGUGGCGUUGUACUGUCUGCUGACAGUGACACACAUGACAGCUGUCCCCAAACUCUCAGUGAUGCUUAGGGAAAGGGCCUGCCCAGGGCCCAGCAGGUCAGCACCCCAAAGCACACUGAUCAGACAUCGGAACCCACGUUAGAGCAGAAAAUUUGAGUUUAGCACAUUUUACAGGUAGCAGAGAGCCAGGAAAGGUUUUCUGGGUUGGGGGCGGGGGUGUUUUAUUUUGUUUUAGUAGAUUUUGUUUUGUUUAAUCUCUGUGCAGUUUGCAUGAGUGAAUUGCUGUCCAUUUAUAAGGAGCUGGGGUCUGGGAGUGCCAUGACUGUAUCUGAUCUAAAUACUUUCCUGGGCAACUCCUGCCCAUCUCUUAUUACCAGUUGCUCUUACUGACUGAUGGCAGUGUGCUGGCGAAGAGAGACCUUUCCCUCUACACCAGAGUUGUUAUGUAGCUUUGCUUGUUGAACCAUCAAUUUUUAAACUCUUUAAAGAAGAAGCAGCUAUUUUUUUGAAAAAAAAAAAACAACUCUCUAUUUAGAGAAUUCCCCUGGACAUAUUCAUAUAUAUCAGUUUGUCAGCUGACUCAGGCAUUCAUCUUAAAGAUCAGCUCUUUUUGUUAGCUUUUUUAAAUCAGCAUCAUUUACAAUUUCAUAGAAUUACUGCAAAGACCUUUCUAAUUAAGAUGUUGGGAUAUUUAGGGUUCCAGUUGUUAAUCUCAGAGGAAAGUAAUUUAGCUUGUAUUUUAAAACUUUUUAAACCUUUUGAUUAUAUCAGGUAGAAUUCUAAUGAAUUAUUGUAAUUAACUAGAUAUAUUUCAGAAUGAAAUUUUUUUUCUUCAGAAUAACCUAGAAUCAGAUGCUACAAAAGAUCCUAAGAGCAGUAUGAAAUUUACCUAAAGAUAAAUUUGGAUGUCAUAGCCAAGUUUAUAUUAAAUCAAGAGGCCCUUUCCAAUAUGAAUUUUUUUAACUUGUAUAUCUCAAUAAAUCCCUAAGUGAUUACAUGCUGGGGCUUGAGUCAUUCCUGUUGUAGACAGUGAUGGAGACCAUAUGGUCACCUUCCAUUGUCCUCCUAAGCCAGGCUGUCUGCUUUUGCCAUGAACAGUAUGGUCAAGAGAUUUUCAGAGUGGUGACCCAUCACAACCUUGGUCAAUUCUCCCUUUUUCUUGUGCUCCAUGAAGUGAAAGCAGAAGGACUCUUUCAGACUGCCCUAGGUAGCCUGCCUUGCAGCUCUCAGAAUUGUGAAACAUUGUAACUAAUACUCCAAAACAGGCAGCUAGCACUGGGAAAGCCUGUGUGGUUUUUCCCAUGGUUUUCUGAGGUUCUUAUUUUCUAUGGUGUUGCUUUAUUAUCAAAUAUAAAUUACGAAAGCAGAUAUUGCACUUUAGCAGACAAGAACCAUACCUGUUUCUUACACAGGUAACAGGUACAUUCAACUUCAGGAGUGACACAGAGGUGUAGCCCCAGACUGUGUAAGGACUCUGUUUAAACACUGAGCGGGGGAACUUCCCUGGUGGUCCAGUGGAUAAGACUCCCCGCUCCCAGUACAGGGAACCCGGGUUCAAUCCCUGGUCAGGGAACUAGAUCCCACAUGCAUGCCACAACUAAGAGUUUGCAUUCUGCAACUAAGGAGCUGGCGAGCCACAACUAAGGAGCCUGCCUGCCUCAACUAAGACCCAGCGCAACCAAAUAAAAUAAAUAAAUAUUUUUAAAACAAAAAUAAAAAUAAAUAAAUAAACAAACAGAGUGGAUGCUCCCUUACACCCCGCAUGCCAGCAUUAGUUAGGGCCAGCUGUGAACUCCGAGCCAGUCACUCGCGCAGGCUGCUAGGGAUGGGACUUCCCACCUUGCCCUCUUUCACAUCCCAGUUCAAUCUUCCCCUUCAUAGAAGCCUCUUUGACACCCCGAACUUACUGAUGCUUUCUGUUUUACAAAGUAGAAUUCAUCAGGUUUAAGUCUUCCUGCUCUAACUGCGGAUUGACAUAGGGAUUAUCAGUCCAGACCCUCACUGCAUAUAGGGCCCCUUGAGGGUCUGACUUGAGGAAGGGAGACUUUACAGGGACCAAUGUGAGUGAAAAGGACACAGCCAUUACCAAGGUGCCAGGAGUCUGACAGUGUUGCAAUUCUCUUUACAGCAUGAGGAAUCGAAGGUGGCAGACCAAGUUCAACUCAGGACUCUGGUGUCCACAUUGUGCUGGGCAAGCCCUGCACUGAGAGUUGAGCCUCACAGGGAGGAGCAUGUGUUGGGAAGAGGUCUUUUUGAUAAUUGUUUUAUACUGUCCUCUUCUAUGAUGGGUUCGAGCUUCAUGAUCUCUUUUCUGGCUUUGCUAUUGAUUUUGCAUGGUGGAGAAUGUACCUGAGAGCCUUGAGGUUCAACCUGCAGUAUUAUUCUUCCUGCUGGCCCCAGUUUAUCACACCCCCCUUUCUUCUUUUGGUUGUAUUCUCUGAAGGAAGGGUUCAUCUGCUCUGUCCUCUUAGUCCAUAGUCCUUAUAUAUAAAUAUGUUAUGUAUAAUUGCAGUAGAUUCUCAGAAAUCAGGGUGGAGCUUUUUCUUUGAACAGUUUAAUGAGCGAAUUCAGCAGCAAAGUGUCAAGAAAUUAUUCUCCAGCCAGGAGAGGUCAUGUUCAUCCUCUUAUUGCCCAGACUCUCUAGUCACAACGGUACAGUAGUCAGUGAGAGGUGCCACUGGCACCCAACAGUCCCUGGACACACAGCAUUUCCAUGUCCUGUCACAGUGUACAAACAAUUCUCUCAUUUAGGAAAAUUGAAUGAGCAUUUUUGCACAGAGAAAAAGGAAAAAGACCCAUGAAUGUCUUCUUCUAUAUUUUGUUUUCAGUUGGCUAAUGUUGAAUUUUUUGUUCUUGACAUGCACUUGUAAACCAAUCUUGCCAAGAUACAAGUUGUUUUGGUUUUUCACUACAAUUACCUCUUGUUCCUCCUGUCCUGACUGCUGACGUUCCUCAAUGAUUCUAAUGUCUAUUUUAUGGGAAGCAGCCUUCCCAUGGGUUUCCUUUUACACACUGCAGGGCUAUCUUUAUACUUCUAAAAAAAGGAGAAAACUGUCACUAAACUCAUGGGGGAUUUGCAGAAAACCAUUUAGCCCACCUUGAGCAAAAGGUAGAUUCCUCAUUGUUUUCCUAAGCUCACUGUAAUAAAAGAAAUCUAAUUCAGCAUUAUUGUGCUACCUCAAAGGUAAAAAUGUUUUAAGGUGUUUUUGGUCCUGAGUUCUACACAUAGUGUUUGAAAUGUCUUUCAGUUGGAAUUAUUUUUAAAUCAUUGGGGAGAAUCUUAUUUUAACCUGUUUUACACUUGUAUUUUAAUCUCAGAAGAAUAAGUGAUUAGAAGGUGAUCAAUUCUUGCUCUGUAGUAUUGAACAUAUUAAAUCAUUGUUUUCCAUAAACAAGGUUGGGUUUUUUAAAAGGAAACUCUAGGGCUCAGCUUUGCUCUUGGUUAAUAAAGGCUGACAAAUCAUAUCUGAA